Messenger RNA from Xenopus laevis (African clawed frog), 2905 nucleotides. RefSeq names its product complement C6, gene 2 L homeolog (gene c6.2.L). Gene Ontology annotation, biological process: immune response; complement activation. Gene Ontology annotation, cellular component: membrane attack complex; extracellular region. The record is from RefSeq and is marked provisional. Lineage: Eukaryota; Metazoa; Chordata; Amphibia; Anura; Pipidae.
GAGACACUUAGAUAAAUGGAUUCCAGGCUGUGGAUCAUAUUCCUUUUCGUUGCCUCGUUGGCUGGAGAGGCCUCGUCAUGCUUCUGUGAUCACUAUCCAUGGACUUCCUGGUCCAGCUGUUCCAAGACAUGUGAUCAUGGGACCCAGAGAAGAUCAAGGACUAUCUCCUAUGAUGAAUAUUACAGGAAACAUAACUGUGGCUCAUUUUGCACAACGUAUGAGACCAGAUCAUGCAAUGAACAGGCCUGUCCAAUCAACUGCAAGCUUGGGGAUUUUGGGCCUUGGUCUGAUUGUGAUCCCUGCCUCAAAAAACAAUUUCGCACGCGGUCACUGGAACGUCCCUCUCAGUUUGGCGGGGAAGACUGCACGGGAGCAUUAGUGGAAUCCAGGAUAUGCGUGCCUUCAAAACUAUGCAAAAUAGAGCAGCUGGAAUGUACUAGGAAAUUUCAGUGCUCCACAGGUCGAUGCAUUCCCUUGAACCUUAAGUGCAAUGGAGACAAUGACUGCGGAGACAAUUCAGAUGAAAGGGGAUGUCGAAAAAUAGAACCAAGAAGAAGCUUUGAGCCCAUACCUGGUAUUCAGCUAAUGGGAAAUGGGUUUAAUUACUUAUCCGGCGAGAGCAGGGGAGAAGUCCUUGAUAACUCUUUUUUUUGUGGAAAAAUGGAUAUAGUUUCUGGGAACGGCACUGGACAGAACAGGAAGCUAUAUCGUCUUUCCGCCAACCUCGAUACCUUUAAAUUUGAGCUGAGAAACGAAGAGGAUGAUGCCGUGCCCACCUUGUACAAUAGCCUGAUUGAUUUUGAUAAAGAAAACAGAAGGACUGGAUCAUCUCAGUCUUCAAGACGUGGGUCUGGUGGGAUUCCCCUGCUGUUUCACAGGAAAAGCAACACAAGAGUUACGUCAUCUUCAUCCUUCAGAGAAGCCGUAGAAGCCUCCCGUGAGCAGAGUUCUAAAUUUAUAAGAAUCAAUAAGGUGAUCUCAGUGUCAGACUUUACAAUGAAAAAGGACAAUCUCUGGCUAUCAGAUGUCUUCCUAAAGGCUCUUAAUCACCUGCCACUGGAAUAUAACUAUCCUCUUUAUAGCAGAAUAUUUGAUGAUUUUGGGACCCAUUACAUCACAGCUGGCUCAAUGGGUGGUUCCUAUGACCUUCUCUAUCAGUAUAGUUCUGAAAACUUGAAAAGUUCAGGUUUAACUGAUGAAGAGUCACGUGAAUGUAUCAGGACUGAAAUCACUUACCGAGUAUUUUUUAGGAAGAAAAGAAAAGUCAGGGAGUCAUGCACGACUAACAAGAUGUCUGAGCGUUAUGGAGGCUCAUUUGUGCAGGCCUCAGAAAAAUCUAUCUCUUUAAUAAAAGGAGGGAGAGCAGAAUAUGCUGCAAAAUUAGCAUGGCAGAGGCAAGAAACGUUUCCUGAAAAUACUGUGUUUGAAGAGUGGGUUAAAUCCACCAUUGACAAUCCAGUUGUUGUAGAUUUCGAGUUGGCACCAAUUCUGGAUUUAAUUACUGGUAUCCCGUGCGCCGUGACAAAGAAACGCAAUCUCCAGAGAGCAUUUGCCAAAUAUUUGGAGACCUUUGACCCAUGCAUUUGCACACCAUGCCCAAAUAAUGCCAGGGUUGUCUUAUCAGGCACUGAGUGUCUGUGCAUAUGUCAGCCUGGGACAUAUGGAGGUAACUGUGAAAAGAGGACUCCAGACUAUAAAUCAGUUGUAGUUGAUGGGGCCUGGAGCUGCUGGAGGGCAUGGAGCUCAUGUGAUGGAGCAUUUACCAGAAGAAGAACAAGGCAAUGUAAUAACCCCUCACCGCGUAAUGGGGGAAAGACUUGCGAGGGUGAGGCAACUCAGGAAGAAGACUGUAAUAUCUCAGUGUUUGAAGAUACAGGAGCUCUGUGUAUUAAUGAAGGAGAUAAAAAGGAAAUUGACCGGGAACAACUCGAGCAUGAUACUGGGUGCCCUAAACCUGAUCUUCCAGGGAACGCCUUUCUUACAAAUGAAAAGAAUUGGUACGAUUUGGCGGAACAGAUUGAAAUAGCUUGUGUUUCGGGAUAUGAACUAUCUGGAUAUCCAUUCCUAAGGUGUCUUCCUGAUGGCACAUGGAAGCAAGAAGAUGUAGAGUGUGUUAAAACAACCUGUCCCCGGCCAAAAGCAUCGGAAGAUAUAACAAUAUACGUGUUUAAAACGGAGUAUAAAGUUGGAGAAAGCAUUCGCGUGAGCUGUCCCCGUGACUUUGCCAUUGUUGGUUCAGCCAGCUAUACCUGCGGCAGGGACCUUGCAUGGAACCCACCCAUUCUUAGACAACUUACUUGUGAAAAAGAGAAACAGAAGGUAAUUCAAGGAAACUGCAAUCCAGGACAAAAGCAGGUGGGCUCGGACUGUAUAUGUAUGUCUCCUGAGACAGACUGUGGGCAUUUUACUGAAGAUCUCUGCAUUUUUGACGCAGCUUCUCAGAAUCCUGUUACUAUGUCCCGUUGCAAAUUUUUAGCUGAAAACUGCCUGGGUCAUAAAAAGCUGCAUUUUCUGGAUAAUGGUCCCUGCAAAAGAGACCAAUUGGACUGGUACCGCGCCAGGACAUCUCUGGCUGUGAACAGCAAAAAGAAGGAGCCUUGUGGAUAUGAUUUCUGUUAUGACUGGGAGCAAUGUUCAGGGUCCGAGUGCUUCUGCAUACUUCCACCCCAGUGCCCCCUUAAUGCUGAAGUACAAUAUUGUGCCAAAGUUGGAUCUGCAGGAAGACAAAGGACCAUCAGUCUCUGUUCUCUGGGUGCUAUAAAGUGCACCAGUGCCAAGGUGGAAGUACUGUAUGAUGGUGCCUGUUCCAGCACAAAGUGAACCAAUAACUGAGCAACUGCAAUAAACAUAUUGUCAUAUUGUAAUAUUUUUAUAAUAUGCUGAAUUACAUUUUUAUGGAAGAAAA